This is a messenger RNA of Diutina rugosa, 1716 nucleotides long. It is a transcript of the gene HEM1, whose product is annotated as 5-aminolevulinate synthase. The record is from RefSeq and is a predicted model, not a curated record. Bases 1 to 1716 code for a protein of 571 amino acids. Gene Ontology annotation, cellular component: mitochondrion. NCBI's taxonomy places the organism in Eukaryota, Fungi, Ascomycota, Pichiomycetes, Serinales, Debaryomycetaceae. The transcript has a single exon. Gene Ontology annotation, biological process: heme biosynthetic process. Gene Ontology annotation, molecular function: pyridoxal phosphate binding; 5-aminolevulinate synthase activity.
AUGGAAUCGGUUACGCGGAUGUCGAUGACGGUGUGUCCGUUCGUCAAGAAGCAAGGCGUCACUGCCCUUCGCCGCAUGUCUCAGCAGCACCAGUUGGCCCAGCAGGCGUCGCAGUGCCCGUUCAUGGGCCAACAACUCCGCCAGUACUCGCGCGCCACUCCCCCCGCCCGGGCCACGGCGACGUCGACGGCGACGGCGCUGCCCACUACCUACGCGUUCAAGGCCAACGACUUGAACGACUUGGGCAUGGUGGCGCUGCUCAACUUGGCGCCGGAAGGGUCCCAGGAACAGGCGUUUGACUACUCGGGCUUUGUCAACGACGAGUUGGCCAAAAAGCGCCAAGAUAAGCUGUACCGGUUCUUCAACAACAUCAACCGGUUGGCCAACGAGUUCCCCCGCGCCCACCGCGCCGACGAGGACGACAAGGUCACCGUGUGGUGUCUGAACGACUACCUCGGGAUGGGGCGCAACCAGUACACGGUGCUGGAAAUGAAGCGUGUCCUCGACAAGUACGGCAUGGGCGCCGGCGGCACCCGUAACAUCGCCGGCCACAACCGCCACGCCAUCGCCCUCGAGGCCGAGUUGGCGGCGUUGCACAAGCAUGAGGCCGCCCUCGUGUUCUCGUCGUGCUACGUCGCCAACGACGCCGUGUUGUCGUUAUUGGGCCAGAAGAUGAAGGACUUGGUCAUCUUCUCCGACUCGUUGAACCACGCUCUGAUGAUCCAGGGGAUCCGCAACUCGCGAGCCCGCAAGCACGUGUUUAAGCACAACGACCUCGAGGACCUCGAGGCGUUGUUGGCUCAGUACCCGAAGCUGACCCCGAAAUUGAUCGCGUUCGAGUCGGUGUACUCGAUGUGCGGGCUGGUGGCUCCCAUCGAGAAGAUCUGUGACUUGGCCGACAAGUACGGCGCCCUCACUUUCCUCGACGAAGUGCAUGCCGUCGGUAUGUACGGUCCUCACGGGGCCGGUGUCGCCGAGCACCUCGACUUUGACGCCCACUUGAAGUCGGGUAUGGGCGCUGCCGUUACCGCGAAGCCGUCGGUGAUGCUGAGAGUGGACAUGAUCACCGGUACUUUGGGUAAGGCCUUCGGUACCGUGGGUGGCUACGUCACCGGUAAGCUGAACAUGGUCGACUGGUUCCGCUCCUACGCUCCUGGUUUCAUCUUCACCACUACUUUGCCUCCCGCGGUGAUGGCGGGUUCGAGAGCGUCGAUCCGCUACCAAAGAUCGACGUUGCAAGACCGUAUUGCUCAGCAAAAGAACACCCGCUACGUCAAGCACGCGAUGCACGACAUCGGCAUCCCCGUGAUCCCCAACCCGUCCCACAUCGUCCCCGUGCUUGUCGGCAACGCUGCCGACGCCAAGCGGGCGCUGGACUUGUUGCUCAACAAGCACAACAUCUACGUGCAAGCGAUCAACUUUCCCACCGUCCCCAUCGGCCAGGAACGGCUCAGAAUCACCCCCACUCCCGGCCACGGCCGCGACGUCUCCGACCAAUUGGUAUCGGCUGUGGACUCGGUGUUCAACGAGCUCAAUUUGAAGCGCGUUAACGACUGGACCUUGGACCCGUUGUGUGGUGUCGGCGAAGUCGACCCCACCAAGGUGCAGCACAUCUGGACCGACGCUCAGUUGCUGUUGUCCGACGAUGCGUUGAACCGCAACGUUGUCGAACCGCAGGUGGCGCCCGUGGGCGUCUCGUCCGGUGUCCAAGCCUGA